Molecule: messenger RNA, 1730 nt
Organism: Sorghum bicolor (sorghum)
Lineage: Eukaryota; Viridiplantae; Streptophyta; Magnoliopsida; Poales; Poaceae
Product: katanin p60 ATPase-containing subunit A-like 2
Exons: 12
Coding region: 186-1331 (381 amino acids)
Molecular function (GO): ATP hydrolysis activity; ATP binding
Source: RefSeq, a predicted model, not a curated record
GGCACCUCGACAAAGUUUGGCGGGUCCCACCCCCGGAUCCCUGCCCGGUACUAGUUCCCGUCCCCCCUCUCCCCCUAGUCUCCGGGGAGAGUACACUCGUCGACUCCAGUCGCUCGCUCGCUCUCUCCCUCCCCCGAGGUACCGGGGACAGGCAGCCGCCGAAGCGCGCCGCCGGCCGUGAAUCAAUGGAUUUCAAGGGGUUCUGGGAGUCCAGAUUCGGGGGCAAGAAGGAGCCGGAGGAGCAGAACGGGCACGCCAACGGGAGCGUGCCGAAGAGGACCUCCGAUUUGGCGGUCUACGAGCAGUUCGAGCAGCAGGCCAGGCAGACCCAGGUCCGAGCCGCCGCGAUUCGCGAUGGAAACGCUGAUGUGAUCCAGAAGCCCCUUCUACCUUCAUUUGAGUCAGCUGAAAUGCGUAAUCUUGCAGAGACAUUGUUGAGGGAUAUUAUUCGCGGGAGCCCAGAUGUGAAAUGGGAGAGCAUCAAAGGACUGGAAAAUGCAAAACGCCUUCUAAAAGAAGCUGUUGUCAUGCCCAUAAAGUACCCAAAAUACUUCACUGGUCUUCUUUCUCCCUGGAAAGGCAUCUUACUUUUUGGCCCCCCAGGGACAGGAAAGACAAUGCUGGCAAAAGCGGUUGCUACUGAGUGCAAAACCACCUUCUUCAACAUUUCAGCUUCAUCAAUUGUCAGCAAAUGGCGUGGAGAUUCAGAGAAGCUUGUCAAAGUUCUGUUUGAGCUUGCUAGGCAUCAUGCACCAUCCACAAUAUUUCUUGAUGAAAUAGAUGCCAUUAUCAGCCAGCGUGGUGAAGCUCGUAGUGAGCAUGAAGCUAGUCGUCGCUUGAAGACUGAACUACUUAUUCAGAUGGAUGGUUUGACAAAGACAAACGACUUGGUAUUUGUACUUGCAGCUACAAAUCUUCCAUGGGAAUUGGAUGCAGCUAUGCUCCGCAGGCUUGAGAAGCGAAUUCUUGUACCGCUUCCUGAAGCUGAAGCAAGGCAAGCAAUGUUUGAGGAACUUCUGCCAGCGACUACCUCAAAGUUAGAGGUUCCGUACAACAUACUAGUUGAAAAGACUGAAGGUUACUCUGGUUCAGAUAUCCGUCUUGUGUGCAAAGAAGCUGCCAUGCAACCACUCAGACGUCUCAUGUCAGUUCUUGAAGCCAGUGAUGAGUUGGUGCCAGAGGAAGAACUGCCUGAGGUUGGUCCUCUGAAACCUGAAGAUAUUGAACUUGCAUUAAGGAACACUAGGCCGUCAGCCCAUCUCCAUGCACAUCGCUAUGAGAAGUUCAACCAGGACUAUGGUAGCCAGGUCCUUUGUUCAGAGUCAGCAUGAUCUUGUUAUCAGGUUGAUGUUCCAUUGAAUCACGGAACUAGAGCGUAGGUUGAUGAUUGUCCCGUGUUGUCAAAAUGGUUGCUCUGGUAACGAGGCUCCCAGUCCCAGCAGAUUGCAAUUUCCCUCUGGCUGCAGUACGCAUAGGUUGAAGUGCGAGGUGCAGGUGCUUGCUGCUCAGAUCUCUGUGGCUCUUCUCAUGCAGGCUGAGAUUUUCCCGAAGCCUUGAACUUACAGCAAAAAAAAAAAUUGAUUCGUUGUCUAGUUACGUGUCAAAUAAAUGUUAGGUACCCUGCAGAAAAGUACACUCUGGUUAUAUUGAACGGAAAGCGAGCCAGAGAGCUGGUCUAAGUUUCUUCUGAUUGUUGGUGCAAAUGUCCAGCUCGUUAAACCUAGCUUUAA